AGCCGGGCCCCCACAACAAUCCGCGCGGGCUCAUCUCCGCCUCUCGACCGGCUCCGGCGAUCCGCCCGCCUCUGCGGCCGCCCGCCACAAAAUAAGAGCGCGUCGGCCGCCCGACGCCGCACCCGCAACGCGAACUCGAGAGAGAUCGACAUGGCCGCCGCCGCCGCCGUCUCCGGCCUCGCCGGCGCCGCCCUCGCCAGCCGGCCGGCAUUCUCCACCAGCUUCGUGCGGGGCGGCCGGGUGUCGGCGAGGAACCCGCUGAUGACGAGGAACCUGGAGAGGAACGGCAGGAUCACCUGCAUGACGUUCCCCCGGGACUGGCUGCGGAGGGACCUGAGCGUGAUCGGCUUCGGGCUCAUCGGGUGGAUCGGCCCCUCCAGCGUCCCGGUCAUCAACGGCAACAGCCUCACGGGGCUCUUCUUCUCCAGCAUCGGCCAGGAGCUCGCCCACUUCCCCACGCCCCCGCCCGUCACCUCCCAGUUCUGGCUGUGGCUGGUGACGUGGCACCUGGGUCUGUUCAUCGUGCUCACCUUCGGCCAGAUCGGCUUCAAGGGCAGGACCGAGGACUACUUCGAGAAGUGAGAAGAAGCAAGCGGCUGAGCUCGAUCUCGAUCUGCUGCCCGCAUUCCAACUUUGCUUUGCAUAGGGCUCUGAUCGAUUUGGCUGAAUUUAUGUGUGGUGCUGCUUUUAUGAUGAGCUCAAUGUACAUCAAUCGCCCCCCCUCCACGCUUGUGUUUAAUUCGAUGGAUCUAGCUGCUAGUAUAUCGUAACUGGGAAAAAUCUUUACGAAUUUAAUUUAUGCGACAGAAAUAAUGAUAGAGAAAUGUUCAGACAAUUCGAA
Messenger RNA from Panicum virgatum (switchgrass), 841 nucleotides. RefSeq names its product photosystem I subunit O-like. The record is from RefSeq and is a predicted model, not a curated record. Lineage: Eukaryota; Viridiplantae; Streptophyta; Magnoliopsida; Poales; Poaceae. The coding region runs from base 151 to 582 and encodes 143 amino acids. The transcript has 4 exons.